AGAAGAAAAGGAACACGUGACGUCACAUGACGAACAACAUCCACUUCCUCUGUAGCGCAUAUUUCCGUGGUAAUUCCUCUUUUAAUUUGAUUACUUUUCCCGUAUAAGUCGUUGUCUUCUGUUGCGGUGAUGGGGUCCAUAGAUUGAGAUUCUUCGGUUAGUUAUUUGAGUAGUCCUGUUCAUGUUGAGGACUCUCCUGGCUAGCCAGCUAGCUAACGGAGUCGCUGGUUAGCUCUGUUGAAAACAUCGACGACGUGUGGAGCCAACGAGACCUAAAGGCUUCUGAAUGCAGGGUCGAUGGCCACCAUCUUCCCUUCACAUGCAAAUAUGAUGUAUCCACCGACCAGAAAGGAUUUCAUCUCUCUUACUCUCACCGACCCAACCUGUAACAUUUACAACAAUGGGAAACACCGCAAACAGUCCUACUGGAGGAAAUGGAAGCAGCUGUCUCGACUUCAGCGCAGCCUUAUCCUCUUCUUUCUUGCCGUUGCACUCGUAUUGGCACUACUCUCCUAUUCCCGCAUGUCGACGUCAAGGACUGGUUCAUCAAAAAAGGAAGACUGGCUGGAAACGAAUGAUGAUCGGUUGAAGUCUGAAUUUCUCCAUGGCAAGGUUCAACCUGUUGUUGGCCCAAAUUCCAUGACUGACAAAGGACCAAAUCUCCCCAUUUUUCAAAGCCCUCCCAUAAAUAAGAAAUUUCCAAACAAGAGAGGUCCACCAAGUCUGAAGAAACCUGCAAACGCUUCACACACACUUUUGGAAAAACAAGAUGUACAAUUACCAGGUGAAAAGGAAAACGGAGAGAAAGAAAAAAAGUUGGUCAGCUGGAGAGGAGCAAUGAUUGAAGCCGAUCAGGUCACUGAGCCUCCACCCUCGGCCAAUGAGAAGGUUGCUGCAGUCGCCCCAGCACCAGCCGCUUUUGUCCCAACCACUGGUUUACCUGUCGGUGUGGACAGGCUGGAGGCUGUGCGUGAUGCCUUUCGACACGCGUGGAAGGGCUACAAGAUGUACGCCUGGGGCCACGAUGAGCUCAAGCCCAUCUCCAAGUCUUUCAGCGAGUGGUUUGGCCUGGGUUUGACCCUCAUUGAUUCUCUGGACACCAUGUGGAUGAUGGACUUGAAAGAAGAGUUUGCAGAGGCAAAGCAAUGGAUAGAGAAGGAGCUUUCUUUCAACCAAAAUGUGGAUGUGAAUCUGUUUGAGACAACCAUUCGCAUCCUCGGAGGUCUGCUGAGUACCUAUCAUCAAACUGGAGACCAACUGUUCCUAAAUAAAGCCAAAGACCUCGGCUCCAGAUUGAUGCCUGCCUUCAAAACCCCCUCAAAGAUUCCUUUCUCUGACGUGAAUAUCGGGAAGGGAACAGCUCACCCACCCCGAUGGACGUCCGACAGCUCCAUGGCGGAGGUCACGAGCAUUCAGCUGGAAUUUCGAGAGCUGAGCCGCCUCACUCAGGACCCACAGUACAAGGAGGCUGUAGAUGAGGUCAUGAAGCAGGUCCACAAGCUGCCGGGCAAACACGACGGACUGAUACCGAUGUUCAUCAACACCAACAGCGGGCAGUUCACUCACCGAGGCAUCUAUACGCUGGGCGCCAGGGCGGACAGCUACUAUGAAUACCUGCUCAAGCAGUGGCUCCAGGGAGGCAAGAGCGAAGACGAGCUUUUGGAGGACUACAUUGAAGCCAUCAACGGAGUGAAAAAGCACCUGGUUCGACAGACGGGGCCGCACAAAUGGACCUUUGUUGGAGAGCUGUCCCAUAACCGCUUCAGUCCCAAAAUGGACCACCUGGUGUGCUUCCUGCCGGGAACCCUGGCACUGGGAGCCCACAAUGGCCUUCCUGGGGACCACAUGGAUUUAGCGGCACAGUUAAUGGAGACUUGUUACCACAUGUACGCACAGAUGGAGACCGGCCUUAGCCCAGAGAUCGUGCACUUCAACCUGCAUGCCGCUGACGGCCAUGACAUUUUUGUCAAGCCUGCAGACCGACAUAACCUGCUGCGACCAGAAACCGUCGAAAGUCUGUUCUACAUGUACAGAUUCACAAAGGACCCCAAGUACAGAGAGUGGGGAUGGGAAAUUCUGCAGAGUUUCAAUAGGUACACCAAGGUCUCAGAGGGAGGCUACACAUCUAUCAACAACGUCCGUGACCCCACGAACCUGGAGCCCAGGGACAAAAUGGAAAGUUUCUUCCUGGGAGAGACAUUGAAGUACCUCUACCUGCUCUUUUCCGACGACAUGGAACUUCUCAGUCUGGACAAAUACGUCUUCAACACCGAGGCCCACCCACUCCCCAUAUGGCCCUCUCCGCCCAAGUGACGGCACCGUACAGGUGAUGUGUGCUUCACUCAUGCCGGGAUGUCCUCGGAAGACUGUGGGCGGCGUUCCUCAGUCGGGUGCGUCGUCGAGUUGCCGGACUGCCGUGGUGAUGCCCAAUGACCCCAGGUGGGUGCAGGCCACUUGUACUUUGCUACAUUUUCUAUGUGGAGCGACUUCUGUUACAAGUUUCUCUAGGAAAUGGUCUGAGCUGGCCUCUAGUGUCAAUUAAAAAAAAAGCGGGGGGGGGGUUGGAAGUAGGCCUGGGGCUUGACAUGAACUCUUUUGUCACUUGCGAGCUGUUGAUACUUUGUGUAUGUGUGAAUAAUGAGUUUGAUUGGGAUCCUUGAAAUUCAGAGCGUUGUGAAGAGUAUUUAAAAUGAAGGCUGUCAAUUACCGUUUGGUGUCUGAAUCUUUAAAUGACUGCUUCGCCCUUUCGGAGAAAUUUAUUCCGUCACAACUUUUCACGAUCAGAAGCUUGCGUUCGUUUUUCCACCUCUGAGGUUUUAUUGCACAAAAGGAGGUUCAAGUACCAGAAUGUUAAUCGCUCAAACAGACGUUUUCAUGAGACAAAAUAAUGUGAAUGAUUGCACUCUUUUUCGCGUCCCAAACCAAUGCGGGCUUUCAAAAGAAAGAUUUGGGAGGCUACUUUGCUCAUCAUGACGGAUUGGAAUGUCAACAAGGUUUUUUUGCCAAAGAGUUGGGAAGUCCCGCAAUGCGUUUACUCUCCGAGAACUGCAACAAGGUUGAACUGUCACAGAAACAAAAGAACGUUGGACACUUGUUUCGUUACGCCUUGAUGACCUGAGAAGGGAAGAAAACGGACUUGUCGCUCUUUUUUCAGCUUAUGUUUUAGUUUGUCAAUGGGAUUUUUUGGAUGUAUAUUUGUCAUAUGUUCAUCAGACCUUACACCCCACCCCCCUCCUAAUUUGCUUCUUGUCAGUGUUUUUUUUUUUUUGUAAAGAUCUCCCACAAAAAUUGGGGCAAUUAAAUUAUUCGAAAUGUCUUAAGAGGAAUAUUUAAGAUUCGGGUCCAACUUCUGUGUUCAACGUAGGCAUCUGUGCAUUUUUUUGUAGAACAGCUGUAAGACCUUCAGAAGGAAUAAUGAACUUGUCACGCAAAAAAAAAAAAAAAAAAGAAUGAAUUGUGAUUAGAAUCUAUUGUGUCGCUACCGCAGUGGUGCCUUCAGAUGAACAUAAGGUGUUCCAUGACCUCGCUCUAAACUUAAAUGCUCAUCUCAAAUCAUCUUUCCCCAUUGAAAUGAAUAGAAAUGUCAUGAUUCAUCCCAACCACCCCCACACUGUCAUGCACUUUCUAAAAGCAUACAAUAAGGACCGUAUUUAAUCGAAGCUCCUCCUAUUGAGUAUGCCUUGGCCACCGGGGGCAGUCUAAUACUGACACAGAUCUACUGAACAUGGAAAUGGUUUCAGUGCCUCAGUGAGGCAGUAAUAUUUGCCAUUGUCAUCAGGGGAUAAAGAAUACGUGCCUGUGAUUGUUAUGGCCGCGGUACAUGUGUUGCUGCACCGUUUGUGUUCAAACAUCCAGACCGAUGUGAUGUUUUCAACACACAUAAUUUUCUUCAUGACGUUUGACAGUGAACUUCAACUAUGACUGGCAUUAAACGGAUUGAAGUGGCUUUUUUUUUGGAAGAAUUGUUCCUCUCAGCCAAACUGCCACUUAUGUGAAGUGACUGACUUGAGUGGUGCCGUCGUCUCGUACCCUGAGUUUCAACCGCUUUUCUUGGGAUGUGUCAAUCUCCCAAUGUUCUGAUCACUCGUGUUCUCCUGUGCCUGACCGAAUGUUACGUUGUCGUGUUCCGUUGCCGCAGGCUCGUGAAAUGGCUGCAGUCCUAGUUUGGUUUUAUUUCGAUUGUGACGUGCGCGUGACUGAAAACGAUGAUGUUCAUAUUUUGCAGAAAGGAUUUUUGGACCUGUAUUUCCAGCUCCGCGAUUAAUUUUAAGCCAUUUGGCUUUGAACACAGGGAACCACUGCCAUAUUUGCACCCUGAUUUUUUAUUUUUCCUUUCCAUUUAUGAUGCCUUCUAGUUUACCUUGAACUAAUGUCUGUUUAAAAAUUACUCAAUGUUUUUUUUUUCCUUUGGACUGACUUUGCGGGAAAAUUGUCAAUAGCCUAAUUAAAAAUGAUACAUAAAUCUCA
This is a messenger RNA of Hippocampus zosterae (dwarf seahorse), 4467 nucleotides long. It is a transcript of the gene man1b1a, whose product is annotated as mannosidase, alpha, class 1B, member 1a. Gene Ontology annotation, biological process: carbohydrate metabolic process; N-glycan processing. The transcript has 14 exons. The coding region runs from base 298 to 2313 and encodes 671 amino acids. Gene Ontology annotation, cellular component: endoplasmic reticulum; membrane. Gene Ontology annotation, molecular function: mannosyl-oligosaccharide 1,2-alpha-mannosidase activity; calcium ion binding. The record is from RefSeq and is a predicted model, not a curated record. Lineage: Eukaryota; Metazoa; Chordata; Actinopteri; Syngnathiformes; Syngnathidae.